CCCCCCCCUUUUUUUUUUAACACUCAGUGCAAGAAAUACAGAAGCCAGUUCACCGAGGAGAAGAAGGCCGUGUAUGAAGAGAAGCUGGAGGCAAGUGAGCUCUUCAAGGAUAAAAAGUCCCUCUACCCAAGCAGCGUGAGCCAGCCCUUCAAAGGAGACUACCUGGAGAUCAGCAAGAACCCCAAGUAUCACAAGCUCAAUAGUUGCGUGGAGGAAAAGGUUCUGCUGGCCGACGUGGUCAACAAGAUCAACAGGGCCAAUGGCAAAGGCGCGAGUCGCAUUCUGCUGCUGACGAAGAAGAACGUGCUGCUGGCCGACCAGAAGACGGGCCAAGUGAAGGCCAGCGUCGCCCUGCCCGAUCUCGCCAGCGUGUCGGUCAGCACGCAGAACGACGGCUUCUUUGCGCUCAAGCUCAGAGAGGUGAGAGGCCCGCCAGACGCACGACGCAAAAACUUUUUGCUGACGUACGCUUAUUCACUUGCUUCCGAUCUCGUGCAAAAGUCAUACAUCGGCUCCACCGCCUCAGACGACGGCGUGCGGCUCAACAUCGACAUCACCGAUGAGUUUCUGGUCCAGUUCAAGCAGGACAAAGUGUGCGUCAAGUUCAUCCAGGGAGCCCCCAAGAACGGCAACGGCGCGUCCUGCAAGCGCAAAAACAACCGCUUGCUGGAGGUGUCGGUCCCCGCCACAGCAUAGCCCAAAUCGGGAUUCGGGAUUGUGCUGAUGAAGGACCGACGCCCGGCAGCGUCGACCCGCCCGAGUGACACGGCGCUUAUUUGGCUCUUUUUCUUCCCUUUCGUCAAACUUGCUCAGGCGCCACCACAGCUCUAACACUUUGUGCCAUUUUUGGUGGCCGAGAAAACGUGCCACAGAAAUUUGGGUUCAUCGGCGUCGGAAGACGGGAAAAUAAUUGGUUGCGAGCGGCGGCGCUCGCUCUGCCUGGAUGGGG
Messenger RNA from Hippocampus comes (tiger tail seahorse), 949 nucleotides. RefSeq names its product unconventional myosin-Ib-like. The transcript is spliced from 5 exons. Gene Ontology annotation, molecular function: cytoskeletal motor activity. Gene Ontology annotation, cellular component: myosin complex. The record is from RefSeq and is a predicted model, not a curated record. Lineage: Eukaryota; Metazoa; Chordata; Actinopteri; Syngnathiformes; Syngnathidae. The annotation marks the transcript as partial.